This is a messenger RNA of Linum tenue, 1367 nucleotides long. Lineage: Eukaryota; Viridiplantae; Streptophyta; Magnoliopsida; Malpighiales; Linaceae. The record is from the annotation of a GenBank genome assembly.
AAUGAUCUCUUUCCGCAUUUGGCCGAAACAUUUCCCCUCCCUCUCCAAGUUCCCAGUCACCUUCUUCGCUCGUCGCCCUCACCCGUCACUGCUCUCCCACCGGAAAUGGCUUUCUUUCAUUUCAGGAAAACAUCAGUACCUAAUCUACCUUGCAGUCCUCCUCACGUGGCGAUGGAAGCUACUUAUUCUCCCCUUGUCAUGCCUUUGAAUCAUCACACGCCUUACACAUCAAGCUUAUGUGCCAUGUGUUCCUCGCUUAGUUCCUCAAGAAGACUUCAGAACUCUGGAGCCACAAAUGUCGGUUUCGAUGUUCAACAAACGUUGCAAUUCGAUCAGUAUUUCCUCUCAAAACUUGGCCUCUAUACAGCUGAGGAGCAGCUUCCUUAUGAGCGUGGUGGUUAUACCGACUUUCAUGAAGAUCAUGGCAACCUCAAUGCCACGGAAGGAGAAACAAAGAUUGAACAUGGGAAUAAGGGAAAGGUUCCAUGGAACAAAGGGCGAAAACAUUCCGCUGAGACUCGGGAACUGAUCAAGCGAAGAACAAUAGAAGCCUUGCGAGACCCCCAGGUGAAGGCAUGUAAGAAAUUAUUUGGCUUCAAAAUCAUGCACAGUGUUGAAAUCAAGGCUAAGAUAAGCUCUUCACUUAAAAGACUCUGGAACAAGCGUUUAACGUCGAAAAGGUUGGGAAUUAAAUUUUUCCUUUCAUGGGAGGUAAGCAUAGCAAAAGCAGCCAAGGAUGGAGGCCUGGACGAACAAAGGUUGAGUUGGAAUAGCUAUAAUGAAAUAGAACAAGAAAUAACUCGCCAACAGCUUCAAUUCGCCACAGAGAAGGCGUUUGCAAAGGAGCUGACAAUGAUAAAAUCAGCGACUGUGGCAAAAGAAAAGGCAGAAAAGAUUGCUCAAAGGAAAAAGGAGAGGGAAGAGAAGGAAAAGGCCAGGGCCGAAGAGAGGCGUAGAAGUGCCAAGAAUAGAGAGAAGUCACCUGUUACCCAGGAGUUCAUACUGAAGCAGAAAUUGGUGAAGAUUCGAAGAAGGAAACCAACAGGUAGGAAAGUGAACAAUGGAGGUCAACAGAUCUCAUGUACUCCAAUAUGGGGGAAGCUAGAUUUCGAGCUUACAGAACGAGAAGAACUGAAAAGAGAUUCACUUGCUGACCAGAUCCAAGCUGCCAGAAACAAAAGAAAUGAAAUCCGAUGCUAAUCAACAUGUAUUAGAGUUUCUGACUCAAUUGACAACAGCCUGUUUUAGGAUGAUGCUUGUCAAUUGCCAUCGAAAUGUGACUUUAAUAAUAGUCCAUAUGUAACAUUGUCAUAGAGGUGUAAUGAAAACUGUGUAUUUGUUCGUUUCCUUGAGUCCAACUAGUAGAG